This is a messenger RNA of Microthlaspi erraticum, 2850 nucleotides long. The record is from the annotation of a GenBank genome assembly. NCBI's taxonomy places the organism in Eukaryota, Viridiplantae, Streptophyta, Magnoliopsida, Brassicales, Brassicaceae.
AUGUCGGAGCAAGAAACUGUCCCGGACGAGUUUCGUUGCAACCGCUCCGACGGGAAGCAAUGGCGUUGCAAGAGACGGGCUUUGGAAGGGAAGAAGAUGUGCGAGUCUCAUCACUCUCAGCUUUCAAUAAAGCGGAACAAGCAGAAACUUUCCGAGUCGCUGAAGCUCGACAGAUCAAGGAGAGGAGGAGACGAAGCGGCGUCUUCAGAGAUCGAGCCAAACGAAGGAGGAAUUAGGGCUAAUAAAGGAUCGGGGAAAUCGAAUAAGAGGAAGCGAGUGAUGAUGGGAGAAGCAGAGGCUGUGGAUGAAGCUGUGAGGAAGAUGAAGUUGAAAAGAGGAGACUUGCAAUUGGAUUUGAUAAGGAUGGUGUUGAAGAGAGAAGUCGAGAAGAAGAAGAAGAAGAAGUUACCAAACAAGAAGAAGAAGAAGAAAGAAAGUAGCAGUAACAGAGGAUUUGGUGAUUUCGUCGGAGAAGAGUUAACGAGGAUUCUUCCCAAUGGCAUUAUGGCAAUUUCACCACCUUCUCCGACCACAAGCAAUGUGACAUCUCCUUCUGAUGUUAAAGUAGGGGAGGAACCGAUUUCGAUGACUAAAAGAAGGUUUCGGUCUAAGAACAUUGAGCCUUUGCCUGUUGGGAAGAUGCAGGUGGUUCCUUUCAAUGGGAAUUUGGUUAAUGGAAGGAAGGAGAAGAAGAAGAGGUGCCAUUGGUGUGGAACUAAAGGGUUUGGAGAUUUGAUUACUUGUUUGAGCUGUGAAAGAGAGUUCUUUUGCUUAGAUUGUAUCGAGAAAAGGAACAAGGGAUCAAAAGAAGAAGUUGAGGAAAAAUGUCCUGUGUGCCAUGGAUCAUGUAGGUGCAGGGUUUGCUCAGUCACUAUGUCUGGAGUCACUGAAUGUAAGGAUUCUCAGAGUGUCAGGAGUGAUAUUGACAGGGUUUUGCAUCUACAUUAUGCGGUGUGCAUGCUUCUUCCAGUCUUAAAAGAAAUCAAUGCAGAAGACAAUGUAAAGGUCGAAAAUGACGCGGAAAUUAAAGCUGAACCAGAAAUCUGUAGCUCUCAAUUGACCUCUGAUGAUCGACAGCUGCACAGUCGUGACUCUGCCGAACUGGAUUUGCAAAAGAGAUGCACACGCAGUUCCUCUGCGGUCAGGCCAAAUUCCGACGAAGAUCGGAGUCAGGGGAGCUUAUCUGGAAAGGUUGGACCAGUCAAGUGCUCUAACGGUAUAAAAUCUCUUAAGCCGCCUGUAUCUAGUGACUGGGACCAAACUCUGAAGGAUUGUAAGAGGAAAGAAGUCAAAGGGUGCAGCAAUAGCCUUUCUUUGAGAAGUGUAUUCCCUAUGGAGUUGACAAGCAAGUUAGAGAUCAGUGCAGAGGAAAUAGUCAGCUGCUAUGAGUUGCCUGAAGUCUUACAUAGAUUCUCGGGAUGUCCGUUUUGUCGUGGAAUUGAAAAGCAAUGUAGUAGUAGUAGUAGUGACAGCCAUUUGAAAGAAGCAUCCGGGAGAAGAGAAGACGCAACUGGUAACUUUUUAUACUACCCCACAGCGAUGGAUCUUCAACAAAACAAUCUCGAACAUUUUCAGACACACUGGAGUAAAGGACAUCCUGUGAUAGUUCGUAGUGUGUUAAAGGGUGGUUCAAGCCUGAACUGGGAUCCAGUAGACAUGUUCUGUAGUUAUCUUAUGAACAGCGAUAACAAAACUGGUAAUACAACUGAGUGCAUGGAUUGGUUUGAGGUAGAAAUUGGUGUAAAGCAAAUGUUUUUGGGGUCUUUCAGAGGGAAGGCUGAGACUAAUACUUGUCAAGAGAAGCUGAAGCUGGAUGGAUGGCUUUCGUCUUCAUUGUUUCAAGAACAGUUUCCUAAUCAUUAUGAUGAUAUACUGAAACUUUUACCAAUUCCUCAUUACAUGGAUCCAAAGCGUGGUCUUCUAAAUACUGCCACCAACCUACCUAACACAAUACAAACACCAAAUCUAGGUCCAUGCCUUAAUAUCUCUUACAGGAGUGGUGAAGAGUAUGCAAAGAAUGAUUCUGUGAAGAAGCUGGGAUUCGAAACUUGUGACACGGUUGAUAUCUUGUUACAUGUUACAGAAACACCGGUGUCCACAAAACAGAUUUGUAGGAUAAGAAAGCUAAUGAAAAAUGUCGGAAGAUCUAAAAACACAGAAAAGGGUAGGGUGAGCAGUUUUGGUAAGGGAAAGAGACAAGAGAGGUUUGAAGCUUCAUAUGCUCGGAGAGAUUGUUCAAGAGACUGUUCCAGUUCUGAUUCAGAAUCUUCACAAUAUUACUUAGGCACUGAAUCCAAAGGCAGUGAGUUUCAGGGAGAGGAAAGAGAAAGUUGCAACGACCCUUGUGAAGCAGAAAGCCGAAGCAGCUCUUGUGGUGCACAGUGGGAUGUCUUUCAGAAACAAGAUGUUUCUAAACUUCUUGAGUACAUCAAAAACCACUCUCUCGAGCUAGAAUCCGUAGAUUCCAGCAAAAAACAAGUGAGUCAUCCAUUAUUUGAGAAGAGUUACUAUCUUGAUGAGUAUCACAAAGCAAGGCUUAAGGAAGAGUUUGACGUUGAGCCAUGGAGUUUUGAUCAAUGUGUCGGCGAAGUAGUCAUCAUCCCUGCUGGAUGUCCAUACCAAAACAGAAAGAAUAAGUCUUGCGUAAAUGCUGUUCUGAGUUUUCUUUCACCUGAGCACGUUGCUGAAUCUAUCAAACGAGUGGACGAGCUUAAUCAAAUUCCUCAGAGCGUCAAAACGAAAGCAAACAAGAUUGAGGUGAAGAAAAUGGCGAUUCAUAAAAUCAUUGAAGCUGUAAAGGAAAUCCGGGAACUCACUUCUUCAGAUUCAACCGCUGCAGCAAGAUUAUAG